CGGAACAAUCCAGAGGAUCCGCGGAAGGCUGCGCAGCCUCUCCAGAUGCGACGACGCCCGUAUGCCGUCUAUAACUACCGGCCGGCGUCGCCUCCGCCCAUCGGCAUCUAUCAUCGUGUAUUUUCAGAUUUCCGACAGAUGAUGGACCCCAAUACUCCUGCGGCGCAACCCACACACGAUAAGUACGAUGAAGCGCACGACUUCUGCAUGAAAGCCCUGAGAUAUUACAACUAUCCAUACCAGCGGGAGGUGCACGGCAGUUACCAGCUCCAGAGGUUGGGUUUGCUCGAAACCCAACAUGUCGAGUUCGAUGGCAGGAAGAUGAGGGUCGACGGCGCAACAUUGUCAGCCACGAUCCCCUCUGGGUUCAAGAGCGUCGCCGCGAUUACGGAGAUCAACACCGAGCUUGACAUGGAUGGCACUGACCCUGCUACUCGGGCAGAAUGUGGCUACCUCCAGAUAUAUGCAUCCGAUGCGGCAAGCCCUAUCCGCGCGGCAAGCUGUUGCCCCGCGCUGCUCAUCGCGCACGUAGGACCGAACAUUCAAGUACUUGGCGCCGCCUUCGCAGACGACGUGCUCAUCGAACCCCUCACGGACUACAUAUCUCUAAUCCCUCGCAUUACUGCCCACGACGACACCUACGACGUCGUUGUGCGCCUGUUCCACGCGAUCCGGAGCGCGCUCCAGACACUACACACUCACUACGCCGACAUCGCGCGCCAGCUCGCUUCAGAAGGCACUCCGAGUUGGCCCCUUUUCGUCGAACCGCAUUUUACCCAGUUUACCCAUCCCAUUUACGGCCCAAUCACGCUCACCUAUACUCGACGCCUCGCUGUCGACAAACCCUCUGUUGCCGUAUUCAAAGCGAAGGCCAGGUUCGACGCGGGCUCCCGCGACGUCUUUGUCAAGUUCACGGAUACGUAUGGCGUCGAAGGCCACAAGCUCCUCGAGGACAACCAACUCGCUCCCGAGCUGUUGUAUUGCCAGACGGACACCUCCGUGUGUGCGACCGUCGUCGUCAUGGACUUUGUCAAGGGCGUGCGUGUCCGUGCGCCGCUGACGGAUGCUCAGGAGAAGGACUUGCGCACUGCGGUAGAGCUGCUGCACGAGCAGGAUCUCGUUUUUGGGGAUCUGCUGCCCAAGAACGUGUUCGUGCUUGAGGGGAGUUCCCGCAUCCGGCUCGUCGGAUUUGACUGGUGCGGGAAAGUCGGGAAGGCACAGUACCCUUGCAAUCUCAAACUGGAUCGGACGAUGGAGUGGCCUGCGGGGAUGGACGGAGGCGAGCUGAUCGAUAAAGGGCACGAUACGCGUUUCUUGGAGCAGAUCAUAGCACAGCACGUCUAG
This is a messenger RNA of Epithele typhae, 1344 nucleotides long. RefSeq lists its product as uncharacterized. The annotation marks the transcript as partial. The transcript is spliced from 2 exons. NCBI's taxonomy places the organism in Eukaryota, Fungi, Basidiomycota, Agaricomycetes, Polyporales, Epitheliaceae. The record is from RefSeq and is a predicted model, not a curated record.